Cannabis sativa is the source of this 2028-nucleotide messenger RNA. RefSeq lists its product as uncharacterized. Gene Ontology annotation, molecular function: protein dimerization activity. The record is from RefSeq and is a predicted model, not a curated record. Lineage: Eukaryota; Viridiplantae; Streptophyta; Magnoliopsida; Rosales; Cannabaceae. The transcript is spliced from 3 exons. The coding region runs from base 1 to 2028 and encodes 675 amino acids.
AUGAAAAAAUCAACUACAAUUGAUACAUUUUUCAAAAGAAAGAAUGUUGAAGUUUCAACAUCUGAUGUCUCAUCAAAUCCAUCAGUAUCAGUGGAUGUAGAUCAUGAAAAUUCAAAAAAUCGGCCAAUAAAGUCUUUAAGACUUGACAUUAAAGAAGGGUUUGAUAUUAAUUCAUUAGAGCGUGAUCCAGGAAUACGUCCGCCAAUAUGGGAGUAUCCACCAGAGAAGCGUGAUGAAGUUCGCAGAGCUUACAUUAAAGCUGGUCCAUUUCAGAUUAUACUAUCUAGCUAUCAAAAAUCAGAAGAAGCUCAUUCACAUGCACAUCCUAGAUUGAAUGCAUUUACUGUUAAUGGAUUUCGAUCAUGGAAAAAAGUAGCAGAAGUUUUGGAUAAAGCUCCACGAAAUGCAACAUAUACAUCACCAACAACGCAAAAACAAGUUUUGCAUGUCUUGGGAAAUAAAGUGAGAAACGCGAUUCGUGAAGAAAUUGGUGAUGCAAAAUUUUCAGUAAUAGUUGAUGAAGCACGAGAUGAAUCUAAGAAAGAGCAAAUGUCAAUUGUUUUGAGAUUUGUUAAUAAAGAUGGGUAUGUGCAAGAACGUUUUUUCGGGCUUAUUCAUGUCAAAGACACUGCUGCUUUAACAUUAAAAGAAGGUAUUUUCUCUAUACUCUCUAAUUAUAGUCUUGAUGUUCAAUCUAUUCGUGGGCAAGGUUAUGAUGGCGCAAGUAACAUGCGUGGACAAUGGAAUGGUUUGCAAGCUUUAAUUUUAAGUGAAUGUCCUUAUGCUUACUAUGUUCAUUGUUUUGCACAUCGUUUGCAAUUGGCAUUAGUUGCUGCAUCUAGAGAAGUUAUUCUUGUCCAUCAAUUUUUUACAAAGUUGAACUCCAUUGUUAAUAUUGUUGGUGCUUCAUGUAAGCGCAAUGACCAACUAAAAGCUGCUCAAGCUGCAAAUAUUGCUCAUUUACUUGAGAUUGAUGAACUAGAAAGUGGGAAAGGACUUAAUCAAAUUGGUUCUUUACAAAGGGCAGGUGAUACUCGUUGGAGUUCUCAUUUAAAAUCUAUUUCUAGUUUAAUAAAGAUGUUUAGUGCAACAUGUGAAGUUUUAUUGAAUAUUAUUGAAGAUGGCACUACUUUUGCUCAACGAGGAGAUGCGGAUGCAGCUUAUGAGUCAUUAACUUCUUUUGAAUUUGUUUUCAUUUUACAUCUUAUGAAAAUAAUUCUACAGAUUUUAAAUAUACUCUGUCAAGCUUUGCAACUUCAGUCUCAAGAUAUUUUAAAUGCAAUGCAUCUUGUUUCAUCCACUAAGACUCUCAUUCAAAAAUUGAGAGAAGAUGGAUGGGAGGAAUUAGUUGAUGAGGUGAAAUCUUUUUGUGAACCUGUUCAUAUACCUGUGCCAGAUUUUAAUGCUCACUAUACUACAAAAAGAGGAAGAAGUCGUGGUCAACAAGAUGCAAUUACAGUGGAGCAUUAUUACAGAGUUGAUCUUUUCAAUGCAGUGAUAGACUUUCAACUACAAGAAUUAAAUACCAAAUUCAAUGAUAACAGAGUGGAGUUACUCAUUCUUAGUUCAGCUUUAGAUCAAAGAGAGAUGCACACAUCAUUAAGAAUUAAUGAUAUUUGCAAGUUGGUACAAAAAUUUUACCCAAAAGAUUUUAUAGAAUACGAGAUGGUACAACUAACGACACAAUUUGAACAUUUUGCUCAUGUACGAGAACUUCCUGAUUUUACAGUUUUGGCAACCAUUUCUGAUUUAUGUCAGUGGUUGGUAAAAACUAGAAAAGCAGAGAUUUUUCCAAUUGUGUAUAAAGUUAUAACUCUUAUUCUUACACUUCCAGUUUCUACAGCUACCACAGAACGAUCCUUUUCAGCUAUGAAUAUAGUGAAGACUACACUUCGCAACAAGAUGGAAGAUGAAUUUUUAAGUGAUUGUUUGCUCGUUUAUAUUGAAAGGGAAAUUGCCAAAAAAUUUAGUAUAGAUUCACUUAUCGAUGAUUUUCGUGAUAUGCAAGAAAGACGUUCUGUAUUUUAA